UUCUCACCGCUAGAUUACAACAAUUAUCUGAUAUUUGCAAGUUCCUGAAGAAAAAUACAAAUAUGUUCUGGGGAUUUAGUGAAGCGUUGGAUCUCUUCGAUGAGUACCGUAAAACACAAGACCAAACGGAUAACGCCCCCAAUGAACUAAACAUCCUUCUGUUCGGGCUUGGUGAUCCGCGCCACGUGCUGAAAAGUGCCUCCAAAACGUUUAAACAUUCGACCAAACUGAACUUUUACCUGUUGGAAGGCUGUCUGGAGCUGGUGGCAAGGAACCUGCUCUUGACAUGCAUCGCCUUCGAAAGUGGCCACCAGCUAUCGGUGAAGGGGAAAACUCAUCUUUUUAUGGAUGUUUUUGGUAACACACUGCUGCGUCCGUUUUCCAACGGAUAUAUCAACGCAAAGGCCAAGGUUCUCACCGACGUGGUUACGGAUGCGGAUUAUGCCGAAAAAGUGGCGCCGAUUUUCGCGCUGGACGGAUUGCGGUACCGGGAACGGGACCAUUUGGAAAAUGUGUUCAACUUUUGGGUCAACCACGAAAAGCACGUGUUCAAUGUGGCGCACUAUUGGGAUGGCAGAGUACGGGCUAUGUUGGGUACCAGAUACGAUCACAAGAUGGGAGCCUUCGAUUGGGACCUGCACAUGAGGCUGCGUGAAAAUGGCGCCACGCAAAUUUGCCCUCAAGAGUACAAGCACUGGCGCAAUACCGGAAUCGCGUUCACCUUCCCGGAGUACGAGCAAAGCGAUCCCAAUAAAACUUUUGCCGUGGGCUUGUCUCGCAACGGUGACGGUUAUAUGCAUCGUGGGAUUGUUGGAGAUGUGAGUACUGGGCCAUAUGCCUCUUUUGGGUUGAAAUGCACGGAUGAAAAGCUUACACAUUCUGUGCAUGGAGUCAAUGAUUUUCGUUCAACUGAUGUCACCGAAAGAAACGUGUUCGAAAUAAUGUAUGAAAUACAGGAGCGUAAGGAAUAUAUUCUAAACGUAAAGGACGUUCACCAAUACGGUUCGUAUGUUCUCGAGCAAGGUCAAAAUCUCAACAAAGACCUGAUCCGAACGGAGAAUGUUGAAUCUUGCAAGUACAAUGAGCCUCUAAUUCCAUGUGACAAUGUGCAUAUCCGGUUCCUGUCGGUUGAAGGCCUCCCCAAGAUUCAAUCGCUUCCAGAACAUAGAAGCAAAUACGACAUUGUGGUCAUCGCCAGCAACUACUUCCCAUUCCUCAAAGAAGAUUUCACACAACUCUUCGCUCCCAAUGCUCUUAUCUGCUUUGAAACGCGACAGCUGACAACCUUCAGCAAAGAUGAAAUCUUCCAAUUUUCGACUCAAGUCAGAGAUUACGCCAAAACCCAUUCGCUCAAGCCGCUGACCAACUUCGCCAUCAAUGUGCCCCACAUCAUCCUUCGCUACAAGAACAUUUCACAAUCGCAAUAAAAUAUCUCAUUUUCCACUUUGCGUACAACAAAUAAA
Molecule: messenger RNA, 1463 nt
Organism: Aedes aegypti (yellow fever mosquito)
Lineage: Eukaryota; Metazoa; Arthropoda; Insecta; Diptera; Culicidae
Gene: Dnaaf3
Product: dynein assembly factor 3, axonemal homolog
Exons: 2
Coding region: 63-1427 (454 amino acids)
Biological process (GO): axonemal dynein complex assembly; motile cilium assembly
Source: RefSeq, a predicted model, not a curated record